This is a messenger RNA of Camellia sinensis, 582 nucleotides long. NCBI's taxonomy places the organism in Eukaryota, Viridiplantae, Streptophyta, Magnoliopsida, Ericales, Theaceae. The record is from RefSeq and is a predicted model, not a curated record.
AUGUUGAGAGCUUGUGUUUUAGAGUUCAAGGGUUCUUGGGAGCGACAUUUACCUCUAGCUGAGUUUGCCUACAAUAAUAGCUUUCAAGCUAGCAUUGGGAUGACAGCUUUUGAAGCCUUGCAUGGGCAUCCGUAUAGAUCGCCUGUGUGUUGGAUUGAGGUGGGUGAUUCACCCAUGCUUGGACUAGAGUUAGUUCGUGAGACCACCAAGAAAGUGGCUCUUAUAUGCAAGAGGUUAGUUGCAGCUCAAAGUCGACAAAAGAAAUGGGUGGGAGAGGUAGCAUAUCGUCUUGCCUGGCCACCACAGUUAUCUAAGGUACACGAUGUGUUUCACAUCUCCAUGCUUCACAAGUGUGAGCCUGAUCAUUCCCAUGUCUUAGAUUGGACAAACUUAGAGGUGGAUGAGGGCACUUCGUAUGAAGAGAGAAACAUGAAGAUCCUAGACACCCGAGAACAAGUCUUGAGAGGCAAAACCAUUCCCUUAGUCAAAGUAUUAUGGCACCACCACGGGGUGGAAGAAGCUACUUGGGAACAAGAAGCUAAAGUACAUGAGAAGUACCCAGAUUUGUUUAAUGAUAUGUAA